GGGAAGUUCGCACAGAGGCGCCGGCAGAAGCAGAUCUUAUCGACGGGUUACACUUUUAAUAGUUUCCUAGAAUGCCAUGUGAAGUGAAGCCUCGGUUCUUGGUUCUGUAUGGUUCUCAGAAAGGGCAAGCCCAGUCUAUUGCUGAGGUGAUUGUUGAAGAAGCAGAGGAACAUGGACUAGUGGCAGAGAUCAGCUGCUUGGAUGAGGAGAAGUACAAUUUGGAGAGAGAGAAGGCCCCAGUGGUUUUUGUUGUGUCUACCACUGGAGAUGGGGAACCACCAGACAAUACGCUUCAGUUUGUAAAGAAAAUCAAGAACAAGACCCUUCCCACUGACAGCUAUAAACACCUUUGCUAUGCACUGUUAGCUUUAGGAGAUACAAACUACGCCAAUUUCUGCAACUGUGGGAAGACGAUUGACAAUCGUCUACAGGAACUUGGAGCCAAACAUUUCUAUGCGACAGGACAUGCUGAUGAUGGUGUAGGGCUUGAGCUUGUUGUGGAUCCCUGGCUAGAAGGACUGUGGGAAGCAAUCAAAGGAGCCUCAUCAAAAAUGGCCUCUGAUAAAGAUGUUUACUUUCCUGACAAAUCAGGAGUUUCCUCAGCAAGGGAAACUCCUGAUUUGUCACCUCCAGAUGUCAAACUAAACUGUCUAAGUCUUACUGACAACCAGAACAAAAACACUGCCUGUGCAUCUGUAGAAGCUGUCUCCAGAUCAAUUACCAUUUCUGACUCUGGACCAGCAUCCUCUAUAGACAGUCCUGGGUUUGCCAUCCAGACAGAUGAUGUUUCUAAAUCAGCACCAGAGAUACAGACUGAAAAUAAUGAAGUUUCCCAUGCCAUACUGGAUGCUUCACUGACACACUCACUGCCACCAUUGUCUGGGUCCACUCUCAAUGUUCCUGCUCUUCCUCCCCCCUACUUGGAUGUCACUCUUCAGGAAAACACAUUAGAGCAGACUAAUGUAUUGGAUAAAGAGACACUUAAUGAGCUGCCAAUAUCCAGGGCUGUCCAGUUGACCAGAGGAGAUUCAGUCAAGACAUCACUUCUGCUAGAGCUGGACAUUUCUGCCCAUCCAAUAAUGACCCAUCAGCCAGGGGACUCGUUUGAUGUGUUCUGUCCAAACAGAGACUCAGAGGUAGUGGAGUUGCUCUGCAGAUUGGGCCUGCAGGACCAGGGAAACCAUCAUGUAAAGCUAUCUUUACGCAAGGACACCAAAAAAAAGAGUGCCCAGCUGCCACCCUACAUUUCCGAGAACAGUACUCUGCAGUAUCUGUUUACGUGGUGCCUAGAGAUCAGAAGUGUUCCUAAGAAGGCGUUUGUCAGAGCUCUUGUGGAGUAUACAGCGGACAGUGGACAGAGGAGGAGACUGCAGGAGCUGUGCAGUAAGCAGGGUGCUGCAGACUACAACCGCUAUGUGAGAGACACAAACCUCAGUGUGUUGGAACUGCUCACGGCUUUCCCCUCGUGCUCGCCUCCUCUCAGCCUCCUCAUAGAGCAUUUGCCGAAACUGCAGCCGAGGCCUUAUUCAGCCGCCAGCUCCAGUCUCAUGCACCCAGGGAAGCUGCAUUUUGUCUUCAACGUGCUUGAGUUACCAGCGUGCUCGGGGCGACCUGCAGGGAGACUGGGCUUGUGCACCGGUUGGCUGUCCGACCUUGUUAAUCCCAUCCUGGUGCACCCUGGGAAGUCUGAAUCCCCUGGCAGCCCGGCUUGGCCAAUGAUCCAUGUGAGUUUGCGACCAAACUGCUCCUUCAGGCCACCCUCUGACCCUUCGGUGCCUUUUGUAAUGGUGGGACCAGGCACAGGAGUCGCCCCGUUCAUUGGCUUCCUCCAGCAAAGAGAGAAGGAGAGGCAGAUGAAACCCGAGGCAGUGUUUGGUGAGACCUGGCUGUUCUUUGGCUGCCGCCACAAAGACAGAGACUUCCUGUUUAGAGAGGAGCUGGAGGGCUUUGUGUCCAGCGGUACCCUGAGUUACCUCAAGGUGUGUUUCUCCAGAGACGAUCAGGAGCAGCCGCAGACCACCGCGUCACUAGCAGGACCCCGAUACGUCCAACAAAACCUGCUCCUCAACAGCCAACACAUUACCAGCAUCCUGCUCAACCAGAACGGCUGCCUCUAUGUCUGCGGGGAUGCAAAGAACAUGGCCAAGGAUGUGAACGACACCCUUAUCGGGAUGAUUGGUGCGGCGCUUCAGGUGGACCAACUAGAUGCCAUGAAGAGACUGGCGGUACUAAGGGAGGAGAAACGCUACUUACAGGACAUUUGGGGCUGACAAGGGCAUCAGAGAGAAGGGCAUGUCUCACUGCCAAACUGGGUCUAUUGAUGCCUCAAAAAAAAAAAAAAAUCAGCAUGCUC
Molecule: messenger RNA, 2353 nt
Organism: Lampris incognitus (smalleye Pacific opah)
Lineage: Eukaryota; Metazoa; Chordata; Actinopteri; Lampriformes; Lampridae
Gene: mtrr
Product: 5-methyltetrahydrofolate-homocysteine methyltransferase reductase
Exons: 16
Coding region: 72-2270 (732 amino acids)
Biological process (GO): homocysteine metabolic process
Cellular component (GO): cytosol
Molecular function (GO): flavin adenine dinucleotide binding; FMN binding; [methionine synthase] reductase (NADPH) activity
Source: RefSeq, a predicted model, not a curated record